This is a messenger RNA of Parastagonospora nodorum SN15, 1020 nucleotides long. RefSeq lists its product as hypothetical. Bases 1 to 1020 code for a protein of 339 amino acids. Gene Ontology annotation, molecular function: nickel cation binding. Lineage: Eukaryota; Fungi; Ascomycota; Dothideomycetes; Pleosporales; Phaeosphaeriaceae. The transcript has 3 exons. The record is from RefSeq and is a predicted model, not a curated record.
AUGUUUUGGGCCAAGUACACACGGGAGACAUACGCGACUAUCUGUGGAGAUGGCGCCAAGGCACAUGCAUGUCGCACCUUUGUACUCCGCAUCCUGCUCAACACGCCCAUGACUUCACCGCCCGUGGACCAGCAAUCUCUGAAAGAUGAGAUAGCCGACCUUGAACGGCGUCUUCGGCAUGCCAAGGCGCAAUUGAAUGAUGACAGCGCUGCAUCGAGCUUCUCGUCGCCCACACAGGAUGACACAGCGCUCCAUGCACUCCUCCUCCUGGCCGACUCGGCUCUUCCCCUAGGGUCGUUCGCGUUCAGUAGUGGUCUCGAGUCGUAUCUAGCUCACCACAAGCUAUCCCCGCCAUCGGCAUCGCAGCUGCCCUCGUUCCAUACAUUCCUGCGCCUCUCACUGUCCACGUUAGCCAGCACCGCGCUGCCAUAUGUCCUCGCUGGCUACAGAAGGCCGUGGGAGAUCGAGACACUCGACAACGACUUGGAUGCGAGCACGCCGUGCACAGUUGCGCGACGUGCGAGCGUAGCCCAGGGCCGCGCGCUUCUUGCCGUCUGGGACCGCAGCUUCAAGUCGCAGUACAGCAGCAAGAUGGCGUCUACAAGCGGAGACGGAGACGGAGACGGAGACGGAGACGGAGAAACAGCAAUCACCGCCCUCGCAGCCUUCUCCGCCGCGCUGCGCACAUCCGAGCACCUCAACGCGCAUCUCGCGCCGCUUUGGGGCCUCGUCACCAGAAUCCUGUCCGUGCCGCUGCACGACGCCGCGUACCUGUUCCUGUUCUCGCACGCACGCACGGUGAUAAGUGCUGCUGUGCGCGCGAGCGUCAUGGGGCCGUACCAGGCGCAGGCUGUUUUAGCGAGCGCCGAGCUGCAAGAUAGGAUCCGAGGCCUUGUGGAUGAGGGCUGGCGCACAUCUGUGGAAGAUGCGGGACAGACCGUGCCGGUUAUGGAUCUCUGGGUUGAUAACGCUCUCUACCGUGCGAAACCGACAUGCAACUUCAACGCCGACGUUGUGUGA